UCUGUCAGUCUCGCCCAGUCUGGCUUCUAAAUCACAAUCAUAAAACAUUAGUGGCCCAUUAUGGCGUUCAUCCCAGUCACGACUAUAGCCCCCUUGGUUAUUUUUAUACUCUGUCUCACGACUCAUGUGCAAUCAUUAUUUCUAGUUCAAUCAACUGGCCACGAGAAUGAUCGUCCUAUCAUUGGAAUUUUAACACAAGAGCUCAGUUACCGUAUGACUAAAAUCUACGGUGAUGAGAAAUUCGACAGUUACCUAGCUGCGUCCUACGUGAAAUACGUGGAAAGUGCUGGGGCACGUGCCGUUCCAAUAUGGAUUGGACAGCCGGAAUCGUACUACAAAGACGUACUGAACGGAGUCAAUGGAGUUCUUUUUCCCGGCGGAAACUCCUUGUUCGGUAUAUCCGGGGGCUAUUCAGAGGCAGGUCAGAUCAUUUACAGAAUCGCCAGCGAGAUGAAUAAUCGUGGUGAUUAUUUUCCAAUUUGGGGCACGUGUCUGGGUUUUGAAUUGUUGACCUACCUCGCGGCUAAUGGCGAAGAACAUCGAACUAAGUGUUCAAGCAACAAUCAAAUAUUGCCGUUGGUUUUCAAACCCGAUUUCAAGCAGAGCCGAAUGUUUGAAAAUGCUCCCGAUGAUGUCAUUGGUAUUCUGAAAAAGGAAAAUGUUACAGCCAAUUUCCAUCACUUCUGCGUAACCGAAGACGACUUGGCGAAGGUCAAUUUGACGAGUUUAUUCAGAGUUAUGUCUGUGAACCAAGACUGGAAUGGGUUAGAAUUUGUUUCGUCGCUGGAACACGUCAAUUACCCGUUUUAUGCUGUCCAGUUUCAUCCUGAGAAGAAUAAUUACGAAUGGCUUUCGAGGCUCACAAUCCCCCACGGGAGGAAUGCCAUUCGUGUCAGCCAGUAUUUUGCAGAUUUUUUGGUGGCUGAAGCACGGAAAAAUCAGCACCGUUUCAAAACGCCCGAGGAGGAAAGUAAACACCUAAUUUAUAAUUACAGCCCUGAGUACUCGGGGAAUCAACCAAAAUCCUCAUUCGAACAGAUUUAUUUAUUCAUGAAGAAGCCUGACAGGGCCAAUAACAAACGCACUGAUUAGUUAAUUAUAUAUAUCUGUGAUAAUAUUUCUUACGAAUCGUGACAACUCGUGAUUUUUCGAUUAGAUAAUUAUAAUUCCUGAGUUGUUAUCGAUGAUAUUAUCAGUUGGCCUGUUUAUUUUACUAAUUGUAUUACCCAAUACUCGAUUUGUUCAGAGAUUACAGAUGGAUAUUCAGGGUGUCCCCAGAUUUAUCUGACAUAUCACGAGGCUAGCUCGGGGGGAUUAUUUCGAGACGAAAAAGCAAAUACACAACAGAGAAAAAAUAGAAAAAAGAAAAAAAAUUGUACAUUUCGUCAAAUUAAAAAAAAACACAAGAAAAAUCUGGCCCUUUCGUAAAAAAAUCUACUAAAUUUCUUUUGAAACUCUAUAAGUCUAUUGGAGUUCUGUGAAUAUUCUAUAAAAUAAUUCUUUUGUUUUUUUUGCAUGAUUUCUAUUGAAGAUUAUGCAAUUUUACAGAGA
Molecule: messenger RNA, 1551 nt
Organism: Diachasma alloeum
Lineage: Eukaryota; Metazoa; Arthropoda; Insecta; Hymenoptera; Braconidae
Product: gamma-glutamyl hydrolase
Exons: 8
Coding region: 61-1092 (343 amino acids)
Biological process (GO): tetrahydrofolylpolyglutamate metabolic process
Cellular component (GO): vacuole
Molecular function (GO): gamma-glutamyl-peptidase activity
Source: RefSeq, a predicted model, not a curated record